AUGCCCGCCGGAUAUCCCCCGACAAUGGACUUCAUGAACCUGGAUACUGCCAUGGCUAUAUCUCCGAGCAAGCCCGAGGAACCCAGGCCGCCCCGUAAUAUGGACCAUUCUCAGCCCAGCUCGACAACAUCUUCCAGCCAGGCUCGUUAUCUUCGUCCGUUCUCUGGGAAAGGUCUCCAAACACUUAGUGGUGUUGCUACUUCUAAUGUGCAAUCUCUACGGAAGGACAGACUCCAGGAUGUCAUCACUUCUGCCCCACAGGAUCAACUUACCAAGGACGACGACGCCAGCGCUAUGGUUAUCCACAGUGAUCAUGGUGCAGACACUCCGAGGGCUCUGUCUCCCUGCGUUCGAAAGGACGAUGCUGUCUUUGCUGGACCUUCCCGCGAUACGUUUCGCCAUUUAUCGGAUACAGUUCAAGGCCACGAGCACCGUCUCGAGAGACUCGAAAAUGUUUCAUUUUCCGCUGCCGGGCACGAUGAGUGUCAUGAGAAGCAUGAUGCCACGGAUCUCCGAGUGACUGACCUUGAAGUUCGCUUCGAGGAAGUUGAAAAGCUCAUUCAUGAUAACGGCAGUGUUGUAGGUCGCCUCGCCGAUCGACAGACGUUUGACGAAUCUACCAACAGCGUUGUUUCUGUCGCUACGAGUACGACUACUGCGCGAGCCGGCCAUUCCGGCGAAAUCUUUAGCCAGAUUCAGACGCUGCAGUCUCAGAUCCUCCAGCUUCAGUCACAGCUUCCCACGCUCACUCGGCCAUGGGAAAUUGAAGUCGUGUAUCUGCCUUUUCCACUGAGGAGGGUCUGGGUGGAGCUGCAGGAUUUCAAAUCCGAUGGUCCUUCGAGCUUGGAUGAAUGGACUCAGAUGCCCAACACCAUGAGCUCUCACACACUUAGAGCACAGUCACCUUUCUGCGCAGAAUGGGCAGAUCCUGGAAAUGACUACGCGUGGUUGAUGGCAAAGGCCUGUAGUCCUACCAGUAUCAUCAAUAGCCGACUCAAAAGCCGCGGCCUAGUGCGCACCAUUUCUGUCAGAGGGUCAGACGCACGAAGCGUCCAGGCAGCGAUUCAUACUGCGUUCGGCAUCACCUUCACCGAACUUUCUGGCAGUACUCGUUUAGCCUCACGUCGGCGCAGCCUCGACAAUAAGACAAGUCGCUUUUUAGGCCUGCAGCAACCAUGGGUACCGCUCCGCAAGAUCCACAAAGACUCCCGCCUCCGGUUCUUGACGCCAGCAGAGAUGGUUACGCCUGCCCUUUGGGACGUGUCGUUUCUCAACUCUGUAAUCAUGCGAUCCUCUGAGCCGCGGCUGUUCAUCACGCAGCCCGAGGCCUAUCUCCAAGAUCUGCCGUCAUAUGAGAGUGGUUGGAGUUGGCAACGCCUUCGCGAAAUGAGCCGUUUCUACCCCGAUUCUCAGGCUACUCAGGAGGUCCCCGAAGCCGACGCGAAAGAGGAUCACUGGACAUGGAAUGAUCACCUUGACGAAACCGCGAGCGCGCCAUCUUCUAUGAGUAUGCGUCAAGCUGGUCAGCGAGUUUCGGCAUCUCCUUCGCUACAUCAUAUUGCGAUUCAGUCUUCGAUGCGAUCAUCCAGUCCCAUGGCAGCCCGUGGCCAAACCCCUGUGAGGGACGGAAGGAUCACAAAGCCACCGUACAUUCGCACCGCCUCGCUGCCUCCCUCAGUCUCGGCCAACAUGUCGCCGUCGCAGAUCAAGCGCCGUGUAUCAUCAUUUGGCCAGAGGGCAGCUGUUCCAGUCCGACCCAACCCUCCCAACAUUUCGACUGCUUACAAGCGGCGCCGCACGACUCGUUCGCCGAGCCGCCCUCUCAACACCCCUCGAUGGACAGUGUCGCCAAGCCCGAUGCCCGGUGUCAUUCCCUCCGAUGAGCGUCACCCGUCAACCCGUGGCAUCACGCCCCAUUACUAUGCGACCCCGUACAGUAACGCACCGCUGGGCGAGACCCGUCCGCGGGGUACGGGCGUCGUGGUGGAUGAUACUCCCGCCGACGAUGACGAAAAUCUUGAUCCGGAUUACGGAAGCACCAACCCUUACGAUGAUGACGACGACAGCGACUACAGCAUCGAGAUGGUAGCUCACGUGCCACCGGAUCGGGAAGGUGACUCAUCGUUCUCGCGGCAGGUUCAUCUGCCUGAGGAUGAGCCUUGGCCCGGCAUCGAGGACCAAGAGCACAUGUCCGACGGCGAGAAUAUUGACCCGCUCUUCUCGCCGACGGCCGAGGACGACGUUCACUCGGAGGUGAGCAGCCAGCCGUCCGAGUAUCCCAGCACGCAGCGUGGCUGGCAAGUGCCUGGCGCCGAUGACGGCGUAGGCUUUCGUAUCCACGAAGACGCCGAUCGGAUGCUGCAUGGCUGA
Colletotrichum fioriniae is the source of this 2370-nucleotide messenger RNA. RefSeq lists its product as uncharacterized. Lineage: Eukaryota; Fungi; Ascomycota; Sordariomycetes; Glomerellales; Glomerellaceae. The record is from RefSeq and is a predicted model, not a curated record.